AGAGACACAGAAAAAGAGACAGGAUCCCAGCAGGGUCUUGAUGUCAUCAUCUACCGUUAGCUUCAGCCACAUGCCUUUAGAAGAUGGUGAAUUAGAAGAUGGUGAAAUAGAUGAUGCAGGAUUUGAAGAGACCCAAGAACAGGAAACAAAGGAGGAUGAAAAGCAGAAAAAUGAGAAAGCCUAUAGAAAAUCAAGAAAAAAGCACAAGAAGGAAAGAGAAAAGAAAAAAUCCAAAAGGAGAAAACGUGAGAAACAUAAGCAUAAUUCUCCAUCUAGCGAUGAUAGUUCAGACUACAGCCUUGAUUCAGAUGUCGAACAUACAGAAAGUUCCCAUAAAAAAAGAACUGGUUUCUACAGGGAUUAUGACAUUCCAUUUCCUCAGCAUGGACAUAUAUCAGGAAGCUAUGUGACAUCAAAGAAGGGUCAACAUAACAAAAAAUAUAAAAGUAAAGAAUAUGAUGACUACAGUACCUACAGUGAUGACAACUUUGGUAACUACAGUGAUGACAACUUUGGUAACUAUGGUCAGGAAACAGAGGAAGAUUUUGCCAGUCAGCUGAAGCAAUACAGACGCGUUAAGGAAACCUCAACUACUGCUUUAGGGUCAUCGUUUUCUAAAGAACCAGGAAAAAAACAGAGAAUGAAAGGAGUUCAGCAAGGUAUUGAGCAGAGGGUUAAAAGUUAUAACGUUGGUCGUGGACGUUGUUUGCCGAAGAAAAUCAAACGAAAAGACCGUGGAGGACGAACUAGUAAGGGGCCCAAUGUUUAUUCUGGAUCAGAUGACUUUCAUGAGUAUAGUAAACCAGCAAAAAAAUGGAAGGUUAUGACUCAGGAAUUUAUUAAUCAGCACACAGUGGAACACAAAGGAAAACAAAUCUGUAAAUAUUUCCUGGAAGGGAGAUGUAUAAAGGGCGAUCAGUGUAAAUUUGACCAUGAUGCAGAGUUGGAGAAGAGAAAAGAGAUCUGCAAAUUUUAUUUACAAGGGUAUUGUACCAAAGGAGAGAACUGCAUUUAUAUGCAUAAUGAAUUUCCAUGUAAGUUUUAUCAUAGUGGAGCAAAAUGUUACCAAGGGGACAACUGUAAAUUUUCCCAUGAUGAUUUGACUAAAGAAACAAAGAAACUUUUGGACAAAGUGUUGAAUGCUGAUGAAGAACUUAUAAAUGAAGAUGAAAGAGAAUUGGAAGAACUUAGAAAGCGUGGCAUAACACCUCUUCCCAAACCACCUCCAGGAGUUGGGCUCCUGCCAACUCCACCAGAGCAUUUUCCGUUUUCUGAUCCUGAAGAUGAUUUUCAGACAGAUCUCUCUGAUGACUUCAAGAAAAUUCCAUCUCUUUUUGAAAUAGUUGUAAAACCUACUGUGGAUUUAGCACAUAAAAUUGGGAAAAAGCCACCAGCAUUUUAUAACAGUGCCUCACCACCAGGACCACAGUUUCAGGGAAGCAGCCCACACCCUCAGCAUAUCUACAGUUCUGGGUCAAGUCCAGGUCCUGGACCUAAUAUGUCUCAGGAAUGCAAUAGUCCUGUGAUGCACCCAGGCUCCCCUGGACAUUACUCAUGUCCAGGACCUCCUGGUUUACCAAUGCCACAGAGCCCACCUUUGCCACCUGGCCCACCUGAAAUUGUAGGCCCUCACAAUCAAGCUGGAGUACUUAUUCAACCGGAUACACCUUUGACACCACCGAGUAUGGGUGGGGCUUACCACUCCCCAGGCUUUCCAGGACAUGUGAUGAAAGUGCCCAGAGAGAAUCACUGUUCUCCCAGUUCAUCAUACCAGCAAAAUCCUGGUGAAGUGCAGCUCAGUACCAGUUAUGAAUCUCUUCAAAACUCAGCUGAGUUUUAUGAUAAUUACUAUUCACAGCAUGCUGCACAUAAUUUUCAGCCACCCAGUAACUCCGGUGAUGGGAUGUGGCAUGGGGAAUUUGCCCAGCAGCAGCCUCCUGUUGUUCAAGAGUUGCCUAACCAUGGAAGUGGGUCUGACAGCAGCAGUAACAGAACUGGCCAUGGCCCUCUACCUGCACCAGGGCUCCUUCCUGCAGUGCAGAGAGCUCUGUUUGUCAGACUUACUCAGAGAUACCAAGAAGAUGAAGAACCAGCCAGCUUCCUUUUGGCCAGAACCGCCAUCUUCCAAGUUUCUGUUAUGCAUUUUCUUAAAGUUAGACUAUACUUAUUUCAGAAAUGGUUUUUAAUCUUAAGGCCCAAUAUGAAUGCUUUAUUUUUUACAAUAAGUUUUUGUCUGCAUUUAGAUGACACAGUUAACUGGUAUUCCAGUAGUGAAGAGGAAGAAGGAAACAGUGUAAGGUCAAUACUGAAAACAUUACAGAAACAAACUGAAACUUUAAGGAAUCAGCAACAACCUUCCACAGAACUCAGCACUCCUACUGAUCCAAGACUUGCUAAAGAAAAAAGUAAAGGAAACCAAGUGGUUGACCCUAGGCUUAGGACUGUCCCAAGACAAGACAUUAGAAAGCCUUCUGAAUCUGCCCCACUGGAUCUUAGACUCUCAUGGGAUCCCAGGAAAUUAAGAGGGAAUGGAAGUGGUCACGUGGGCUCUUCUGUUGGUGGAGCAAAGUUUGAUUUACAUCAUACAAAUGCUGGCACUAAUGUCAAACACAAAAGAGGAGAUGAGGAUGAUGAAGACACAGAAAGAGAACUGAGAGAAAAAGCUUUCAUAAUACCUUUGGAUUCUUCACCUGGUAUAAUGCUCCAGGAUCCAAGGUCACAAUUGAGACAGUUCAGUCACAUUAAAAUGGACAUCAUCCUAACCAAACCCAACUUUGCAAAACACAUUGUAUGGGCUCCAGAAGACUUACUUCCAGUACCUUUACCUAAACCUGAUCCAGUAUCUUCAAUCAAUUUACCUCUGCCCCCUCUUAUAGCUGACCAGAGGCUCAGUAGAUUAUGGAAUACAAAAAGUGAUCUUCAUCAAAACACAGUGUCUGUUGAUCCAAAAUUAGCAGCAAAAGCCAAAAUUAACACAACUAACAGAGAAGGCUACCUAGAACAAUUAGGAGACUUACAUAGUUCAAGUGGUAAAUUAGGGGACCCUAGGCUGCAAAAGAAUUUUGAUCCUAGACUUCACAGACUGUCUAAUACAGAAUCUCAUCAAGUAGUUUUGAAGGAAUCACAUACAUCAAAGGGUACCUCUCACAUAGCCAGAUCAAACCCUGGUUCAUCACAGCCCUCAGGGGCAGUAAGCAGCAGUGCUGGUCCCGGGGCUCUGCCUCCAUACGCUCCUAAGCUCUCAUCAUCAGCUAGCCUUCCACUGGGGACUCCAAGUUCAGUGCUCAGUGGUAUUAGUUUGUAUGACCCAAGGGAGCAUGGUUCAUCUCCAUCAGAGUUAGCAACAGUUUCUUCAGGAGAAAAUGCAGAGAACCAGAAAAAAAGUGGUGGUUUAAAAAGUAGUGACAAAAAUGAGCCUUCUCCUGGAGAAGCAAUCCUGUCACAGAAAACCACUCCCAAUGUGGAAGUCACUGUAGAAGGACCAGCUGACCCACAGGCAGAUACUCUCAGGAGUCCUGGGAAGGCUCAGGUCCCGGCAGUGCACAGUCUUCCUAUUCAGGCACUAACAGGCUUGAUUAGACCCCAGUACAGUGACCCAAGGCAGUCAAGACAGCCAGGGCAGGUGAGCCCAACCCCAGAGGGUGAUCCCAGUAGAGAAACAGAUGACAAAUCUCUGAAAGAGGUUUUUAAAACUUUUGAUCCAACUGCUUCACCAUUUUGUUAGCUGUUGUGUAGUUAAGCGAUUCUUUUCAUUCAUGUGACUAUUGCAGCCCCUCUACUGUUUUGUAACUGGUUUACCUCUAUAGUUUAUUUAUUUUUAAAUUAUAAACACUUUUCAGCUGCUAGUAUCAGAACCACAUGAAGUUAUCCUCUAAAGCCUGUGGUAUUUUAUAUAAUAUUUUUAUAACUUGAAGAAACUGUAGUAAUUGACAUAGAAACUUAUAUAUCAUGUUAGCAUCAUUCAGAGUACUUUUAUUGUAAAUAAACCAUCAUGAACUCAACAUUCUGCCUGAAGAUAUGCCAGUUGUCUUUCAUAAUCAAUGUUUAGAUAAAUGAUUAUCACUUUUAUAUGGUUGUUUAGUUUCAAGCAAUAUGAUGUACAUUACUUUUGAGAAACAGUAUUUUGACUAGGACCCUCUAUUUGUCAGCACAGAACUUAUUGAUAUAUAAUGCUAACUGCUAAGUAAUAUGUAAAAUGAACUAAAGAAAGAUUUUAAAAUCAUAAUUAGGAGAACAGUUCAUGUUUAAGGGCAUCACUUUUAUUAGUAUUGGCAAUAUUUGUGUAAAUGAAGAA
Molecule: messenger RNA, 4294 nt
Organism: Tupaia belangeri chinensis (Chinese tree shrew)
Lineage: Eukaryota; Metazoa; Chordata; Mammalia; Scandentia; Tupaiidae
Gene: ZC3H6
Product: zinc finger CCCH-type containing 6
Exons: 12
Coding region: 41-3724 (1227 amino acids)
Biological process (GO): negative regulation of DNA-templated transcription
Cellular component (GO): nucleus
Molecular function (GO): RNA binding; metal ion binding
Source: RefSeq, a predicted model, not a curated record